UAUCCUCUUUCUGAAUGAAGACAGUGUCACCAUGGCUCUGUUACGGCUGGCCACAUUGUUGCUUCUUCAUCAAGGAUAUUCUUUGGUUCCAGUGAUCACAGUUGAACUUGGUCAAACUGUCACUUUGACUUGUGCUUUUAAUUUGAAAUAUCAGAACAAAUGGAUUUUCUGGUACAAGCAAAGUCCUGGAGAUACUCUGGAUUUAAUCGUGAUGCAGCAGGGAACGACAAGCCCAAAUUAUGGACCAGCUUUCUCUGCUUCAAAAUUCAGUGUGACCAAAUACAGCAGUCUUACAAUUUUCACAACAGUUCAACAAGAUGAGGGAAUGUAUCACUGUGCUCAAAUGGACGCACUUGACUUUAUGUGGAGUGGGACUUAUGUGUCCAUAAAAGGAAUCUCUAAGAGGACGUCAAACUACACUGUGUUUUCACAGCCAACGUUCUCAGAUGCAACAGGCUCAGAGACUCUGCAGUGUUCGGUUCUCUCUGACUCUGAGAACACAACCUGUUCAGGAGAACCCAGAGUGUUCUGGUUCAGAGCCAGAUCAGAACAGUCUUUUCCUGACAUGAUUUACACUGAAGGAAAAAAAGCUGAAAAUUGUGAGAAGAGAUUUGCCUCUCCAAAGAAAUGUUUUUACAACUUCUCUAAGAAUAUCAGCUCUUCUGAUCUUGGGACUUACUACUGCGCUGUGGCCACAUGUGGACAGAUAAUAUUUGGAAAUGAAAAUAACCAGAGAAACGGUAAAAGAAAUGAAAACAACAUGCUGGUUGUGACAAUAAUCUGUUUGGUCACUUCUGUAAUUGGUAAUAUCGUUUUCAUUUGCUAUCUAAUACGAAGAUCAGCAUGUCAACGAUAUAAAGAAAACUCUUCACAGAAAAGAAACAACUUUAGCCAAGUAGUAAAUGAUACUGAAGUUGGACCUGAUCUGAACUACGCUGCGUUACAUUUCUCUGAAGGGAGAACUUCAAGAGGAAAGAAGAAAGAGUUGAUGACGGAGGAAAGAGUGUAUUCACAGGUUAAAGGAUCAGCUUGAAUAUAUGAAUCAGCCUGUAUAGAAAACCAAUUGUGAGAUGCAAAUGCAUACCGUUACUGACAUACACAAAAAAGUUGUGAAGUAAGACAGGACUCAAUGAAAGACAGAUGUAAUGAAUAAAAUAAAUCAUUUUCAACAUUUUAUGUCAAAUUCAACUACAUAUUGUAAUGUUUGAAAAAUCAAACCUGAUGGCUCGUUGUAUGUAUGUCUUAGAAAUGGAAAAAUAACACUGCUUUAUGUAAAUGGAUCUAUCUGAUUUUCAUAAGUACAACAACACAGACCUCUCUUUACUGUUGAACAGUGAAUGGUGUAUCUUUGAGUUAUGAAGAGUUUCAAACAUCAGUCCAGUGAAGAGCCAGGUUCUCUGUUCCAGAAACCAAUCUUAUUUUAUUUUAUUUUUUUAGAAAUGUUUGUAUCAUCUCCUUAUCAACAGAGAAAAAGAGUCCUCUGAGGAAAAGAGGAAGACAUCAACACACCAAAAGCAAGAUAAAACACAAGAUUAAAGUUUGCAAAAGCACAUGUGAACAAAAA
Messenger RNA from Gambusia affinis (western mosquitofish), 1564 nucleotides. RefSeq lists its product as uncharacterized. The coding region runs from base 32 to 1033 and encodes 333 amino acids. NCBI's taxonomy places the organism in Eukaryota, Metazoa, Chordata, Actinopteri, Cyprinodontiformes, Poeciliidae. Gene Ontology annotation, biological process: response to bacterium. The transcript is spliced from 6 exons. The record is from RefSeq and is a predicted model, not a curated record.